Messenger RNA from Platichthys flesus (European flounder), 560 nucleotides. It is a transcript of the gene ndufb6, whose product is annotated as NADH:ubiquinone oxidoreductase subunit B. The transcript is spliced from 4 exons. Lineage: Eukaryota; Metazoa; Chordata; Actinopteri; Pleuronectiformes; Pleuronectidae. Bases 95 to 478 code for a protein of 127 amino acids. Gene Ontology annotation, biological process: mitochondrial ATP synthesis coupled electron transport; mitochondrial electron transport, NADH to ubiquinone. The record is from RefSeq and is a predicted model, not a curated record.
CUCUUCCGCUUCUUCUACGCUAGACUCUGAAGGGAAGUGUCCUCCAUGGUGUCAUUGUAGUUGUGUUGAGGUUGAACGUCCACAAAAAGAAGCCAUGUCUGGGUACACGCCGGACGAGAAGCUCCGUGUGGAGCAGCUGGCGAAGCUCCGCAGACAGUGGCUGAAGGACCAGGAGCUCAGCCCCAGGGAACCCGUGGUUAAGGCCAAACCUUCCGGCGUCGUCGCCAAGUUCUGGGCUGGCUUCCUGGAGCCCAAGAGCCUGUGGAGGCUUUAUACCUACAAAGCAUAUACAGGAGGAGUUUUCACGUUAACCCGGCUGUUGAUACCUGCUUGGCUUGUUCACUACUACGUCAAAUACCAUGUUGCUCCCAAGCCAUAUGGUAUUGUGGAACUGAAACCCAGGCUGUUCCCAGGUGACACCAUUCUGGAGACAGGAGAAGUGGUUCCAGAUCUCCCCGAGACCCACGGCCAUCACUGAAGUUGAAAUAUUUCAAUAAUGUCCCUGAGUUUGUGUUGUAAAAACUGUGUAUAUGCCAUUAAAAUAUUACAUUGUAAUAUCA